CGUCAGACGCGGAGAAACUUGCACCUCAGAACACUUCCUCACCUUUUCUGGGACUCUUCUUCUUCUUCGUCGUCGUCUUCGUAGUCGAGACUACCAGCCAACGACGACCGCCGUCGCUUCCCGGGACUUGGGAUCCGGAACCAUGGCCGAGAAGCGGCGCUCGCCGUGCGCGCUGAGCGUCAAGGCGCACGCCUUCUCCGUGGAGUCGCUCAUCGGGGCCGAGAAGAGGCGCAGGACGGCGGGGGAAGGGGCGACGUCGCCCGGCUACGACGUUCCGAAGGCGAACGCCAGUCCGGAGCUUCAGCCGGCGGCCAGAGCCUACGGGAGCGAAGCGGAAUACGCCAGCGACGGAUCCCAGAGCGAAGACGCGCUCCUGGAGAGUCCGCAGCCCGCAGCUGUUAGCAGCAGCGGGAGCGAAGACCCACGCGUGGACCUGCAGGGCUCGGACCUGUGGAAACGCUUCCACGAGAUCGGCACGGAGAUGAUCAUCACCAAAGCUGGAAGGCGGAUGUUCCCGGCCAUGCGCGUCAAAAUGUCCGGUUUGGACCCACAUCAGCAAUAUUACAUCGCGAUGGAUAUCAUCCCCGUGGACAACAAGCGAUACAGGUACGUGUACCACAGCUCCAAGUGGAUGGUGGCGGGCAACGCCGACUCGCCAGUGCCGCCCCGGGUCUACAUCCACCCGGACUCGCCCGCCUCCGGGGAGACGUGGAUGCGGCAGGUGGUCAGCUUCGACAAGCUCAAGCUCACCAAUAACGAGCUGGACGACCAGGGACAUAUAAUCCUGCACUCCAUGCACAAGUACCAACCACGGGUGCACGUGAUCCGGAAGGAGUGCGGCGAGGAGUUGUCCCCGGUGAAGGCCGUACCCGUUGGCGAGGGCACGAGAACCUUCUCCUUCCCCGAGACCGUGUUCACCACCGUCACGGCGUACCAGAACCAGCAGAUCACCAGGCUGAAAAUUGACAGAAACCCUUUUGCCAAAGGCUUCAGAGACUCUGGAAGGAAUCGGAUGGGCCUCGAAGCCCUGGUGGAGUCGUACGCCUUCUGGCGGCCAUCUUUGCGAACGCUUACCUUUGAGGACAUACCCGGUAUGGCCAAACAAGGAGUCCAGGGAGCCCACGGAGGUGUCGGCGCGCCGCCCCACUUGCUCUCAUCCUCGCCGUGCUCGUCACCCUUCCAGGUGUGCCCUCUCAGCCCGAGCGACUUCACCUGCAGCCGCCCGGCCCUUCCGCUCCACCGCUACGCCACCCCUCCGGAGCCGUUCCCCCCGCCCCGGGGCCCGCCGCCCUACGAGGGCGAUGCCUUCUGCACCCUCCCGCUCUCGACGUCGCAACUGAGCUACCUGUCCGGCCCCGCCCCGCAAGGCUACGCCGGGCUCCGCCUGCACACGUCUCCGUACGGCUUAUAUGGCUACACCUUCCCGCCGUCGCCCCGCCUGGCCGCCAGCCCGGACAAAACGAGCACCGGCGCCGCCGCCGCCAACCAACCGAGCACCCUGCUGGGCUCGUCCCCGAGUGGGACACUAACGGACAGCCUGGGGUUGCUCGCCACCGGACAACAGGGCUUCUUAUUCGACUCUCGAACUUUGGGGCUGGCAGGGAGCCCGUCGGGGAGCGGGGGCCCGCAAGUCGCCGCCCACCUGGUUUGACGGACAUCUGAAAAUGUCACGAAGGGAGGCUUUCAAACGUCUGCCAUCGAGUGAUGAUAAAACACCAACCGGUU
Messenger RNA from Hippocampus comes (tiger tail seahorse), 1725 nucleotides. It is a transcript of the gene tbx18, whose product is annotated as T-box transcription factor 18. Gene Ontology annotation, cellular component: nucleus; chromatin. Bases 143 to 1651 code for a protein of 502 amino acids. The transcript is spliced from 8 exons. Gene Ontology annotation, biological process: regulation of transcription by RNA polymerase II; positive regulation of DNA-templated transcription; cell fate specification. Gene Ontology annotation, molecular function: RNA polymerase II cis-regulatory region sequence-specific DNA binding; DNA-binding transcription factor activity, RNA polymerase II-specific. The record is from RefSeq and is a predicted model, not a curated record. NCBI's taxonomy places the organism in Eukaryota, Metazoa, Chordata, Actinopteri, Syngnathiformes, Syngnathidae.